AUGGAUUCUGAUACUGAUGAUGGAGUAAACAACAAAAGAUUUCAAAAGAACAAGUCAAAGACUGUAGCCACACCAACUCCACCAGAAGAUGUUGUUGAUCAAUUCACUAAUUUGAAUCACGAACCCACCAAGAGUUAUUCUCUUAAUUGUGGAGAUGGUAGUGAUCUUGAAAUGGAGGAUGAAACUGAUGCUGUUGUAAAUAACAGUACUCCUCCUAUUGUCAACAAUAACACUACUACUACAACUACUGCUGCUGUUGCUUCCACUUCAUCCCCUGCUUCUUCAUCGGACAAGGAGGAUUCCUCCUCUUCUUCUGCUCAAACUGAAAAGAAAAGAGGUCGUCCUAAAAAGUCAGAGGAAGACAAGGAAAGAGAUAAAAAAGAGAGGGAAGCCAAGAAAAAGGAAGAAGCUCAAAAGAAAAAGGAAGAAACUCAAAAAAAGAAAGAGGAAAAGGAAAUGGAGAAAAAGAAAAAGGAGGAAACCAAAAAAGAAAAGACUUCCUCUUCAAAGAAAAAGAAAGAUGUAGAACAAGAUGAAGAUGAAGAGAUGGUAUUUGAAAGUGAUGGAGAAAAGGAAAAGCCAAAGAAACCAACAACUAUCGACAAGGAUAAAAAGACUGCUGCCAAGGAAAAAUCAACUUCACCAUCCACUGGUAAUAAGAAAAAGAAAGAAGUAGAAGAAGAAGAGAAACAAGAGGAAAAGGAUGACCAUGAUGAUGAUGAUCCAUUUGCAAGUGAAGAAGAAGAAAAGGAAAAGCCAAAAAAACCAACUCCAAAGAAACCAACAACCACUGAGAAGGAUAAAAAGACUACAACUACUAUUAGAUCAACUUCAUCACCUACCACCACUACUGCUACCAACAAGAAAAAGAAAGAUCUAAUAGUAGAAGAAGAGGAAGAAGAAGAACAACCUCAACAUGAUAGCGAUGAUGAAAAAGAUAAAAAGAAAAAGUCAUCAACUAAAAAGGAGGAGGAACCGACAACAACAUCAUCAAAAAAACCAGCAGCAUCUUCCAAAUCAACAACAAAAGAACAAGUCACAACACCAAACAAAUCAAAUGGUAAAAGAAAAAAAGAUGAAGAAGAACAAGAGGAAACCAAGGAAGAAGAAGAAGAAGAGAAACCAAUUGUUCAACCAAAAAAGAAACAAUCGCCAGCAAAGGAAUCACCAGAGAUUGUAUCAACAAAGAAAAAAGAUGAAAAGUCAAAGAAAUUUGAAUCACCAACAAUCAAAAAAGAUAGUAGUAGCAGUAGUAGUACAACCACAACAAAAAAAGAAUCAACUACAACAAAGAAAAAACAAGAUGAAAAGAAAGAAAAGAAACCAGAUAGUAAAAAGAAACAAGAUGAAAAGAAAACCAAGACAGGUAAAUCAUCUAAAAAGGAACAAUCUGCUGUGGUAGGUGAUGAAGAUGAGCCAAUGGAAGAAUCAAUUGAAGAGGAAGAUGAACACUCUGAAGAAGACGAAAAGAUUAUCGCCAUGACAUUGGUACCAGACACAGCCAAGGACAUGCUAAAGGGACAUAUCCGUUCAUUGGAAGCAACAUACACUGAUGACGAGACCAUAUUCACCCAUCUGAUUCUCGGCGACUCUAAACGAACCGUCAAGGUACUCAAUGCAAUGGCUGCUGGCACUUGGAUUCUCACGUCAUCCUGGAUCACUGAAUCAUCGACAAAAGGUGAAUGGUUGGAAGAGUCUGACUAUGAAAGUACAGCACUUCCAGGCAUCAAUGCAGCUCGUGUGGCACAUGAAACUGGUGAGCUCCUUCUAUCUGGCAAGUCGUUUUAUCUCGAUGGCAAGGUCAAAGAUGUCCAUCUCAACAAACAGAAAAAGAAACAACUUAUCACACAAUUGGGUGGAACCAUCUCAAAGACCUUUGAAAACUGUGAUAUCUGUCUCUUUUCUGGUGAUUCCAGCACUGAAAAUGAACCUGGAUCUGGUAAACCUAUUGUUGACGAUAGAUGGCUCUAUGAAUCCAUUGCUGAAUAUUCUAUUCAACCUACCGAUAACUUUACCAUUUCUUUUAAUGAUAAAAAGAAAUCAUCUGCAUCAUCGUCGACUCCUUCCAAAUCUUCCAACAAGGAGAAUGAUAAACCUUCAACUCCAACAACUCCAGGCAAGAAAGAAUCAAAGGAAAAGUCAACACCAGCAAAGUCUGAUAAACCAUCAACUCCUGCCAAAUCAUCGGCCAAAGAAAAGUCUACAACACCAAAGUCUGACAACAAAUCAUCAUCAGCCUCUACAACUCCAAACAAGAAAGAAAAAUCACCAAAAACUUCCAAAUCAUCAGAUAAAGAUUAG
This is a messenger RNA of Cavenderia fasciculata, 2301 nucleotides long. RefSeq lists its product as uncharacterized. The record is from RefSeq and is a predicted model, not a curated record. Gene Ontology annotation, molecular function: ubiquitin-protein transferase activity. Gene Ontology annotation, biological process: positive regulation of transcription by RNA polymerase II; negative regulation of fatty acid biosynthetic process; double-strand break repair via homologous recombination. The transcript is spliced from 2 exons. The coding region runs from base 1 to 2301 and encodes 766 amino acids. NCBI's taxonomy places the organism in Eukaryota, Evosea, Eumycetozoa, Acytosteliales, Cavenderiaceae. Gene Ontology annotation, cellular component: BRCA1-BARD1 complex; BRCA1-A complex; plasma membrane.